AUGGUUCCUGUUCAAGAAGGGGAGGAUACACAAAUUGCUGAAGUUUGCUACAUGAGCAAUGGACAAGGUGGAUACCAGAAGGGUUAUUACAACUAUAAGUCCAAUCCAGCCAUGUCUUACAGAAACACUGAUGUAGCAACCCUCAGGAUCAAGUUUACCCUCCACAGCAGCAAACUCGAUCGAGUCAGCCUCCACAACAAGGGACAACUACCUGGAAAGCCUGUUCAGAAUCCAAAGGAGCAUUGUAAAGUAAUCUUUACUCGAGAAGAAGAAUUUGAUCAACAAGCUGCUAAUGAGAAAGCCAUUGAGGAGAUCUGUAUGCUGCUUAAUGAUGAAGACAAUGUUGUUGCUGAUGCUCCUGAAGUCCAAUACUUUCAACAUGAAGUGCAAGCUACUCAAAUAGCUAUUCACACUUCACCAGUUGAGCUCGCACAACAAGUUCGAUCCGCAGCUCGAUCGAGUCCAACCUCAGCAACUCGAUCGAGUCAGACAGUUUCUGUUCCACAACCAGUUUUGCUUGAACCUUACCAGCCAGUUGAUCCAUCUUCAGGCCGCCUACUUAGUCAAGGUCAAAAGGAAGUGAUUCACAAGUUUAGAAGGGAUCUCAGUGAGAUAGGAGUUGAGCUUCCUAGUAUGGGUAGUAUGAAUGAGGCAUUUGAACAAAUGAAGCUGAUUCAAGAUGUUAUGGACAACAAAGACAAAGUGUCUAAGCUCCUGGAGCUUUCUACUGCUCAGCACAACCUCCUAACCUCACCUAUCUUCUUACCAAAGCUGGAGGAUCAAGGAAAGUUCACACUUCCUUAUAAACUUGGACAUUUGGAGUUUGAUGAUGCCUUGGUCGAUUCUGGUGCUAGUGUCAACUUGAUUUCACUUGCAAUGGCACAAAAGCUCAGUAUUCAUGGAGCCUUGCAGCGCUCCAGCUCAACAAUCAUGUUUGCUGAUGCUAUUUCUAAGUCACCUCUUGGUGUGUUCAAGAAUUACCCUUUAAAGCAAAGAAGAGUCAAAAUGGAGCAAAAAGAGUCAAAUCACCAAGUUCCCAAGUCUAGAGCACCAAAUCUACAUUUCUCGCUAAAGACCAAACCGGAGCAUCCGAAGUACGACCGCAUAUUCAUGCCUUCCCGACGUCCAAAAGUCAUGAUUCUUAUAUGGAAAGAUAGAUAUUUGAGUCAUGACCCGCGGCGAAGUGGAAAGAGGUCAUUUGGAUCACUCGUUGGACCGGAACUUAUUUUCUACCAAGACAUGUCCGACGAGCGCCUAAGUAGAGCCCAUGGAGACUUUGAUGGAUCAAGAGGCCCGAGAUACCGCGCCCAAGGCCUUGGCUCAUCUUGA
Molecule: messenger RNA, 1329 nt
Organism: Microthlaspi erraticum
Lineage: Eukaryota; Viridiplantae; Streptophyta; Magnoliopsida; Brassicales; Brassicaceae
Source: the annotation of a GenBank genome assembly